AGUUUUGUCUGAGGAAAAUUCUCAUCAGUAUUAUAAACAGCAGAGGAAAAAAGUGAACGCAGCUUGAUCCUUCGCGAAAGAAAGGACAUUUUUUAUAAGGAAGAAGAAAAUAUCAUCACCAUCGAAUUCGGAUCGUGUUCCGCAAGCAGCAGCCCUCUCCAGGUCACAGGCAAUCCCAUGGAAGAUCUCAGCCAAGCUGAAGACACGGACACGAUAAGUAACUGGAAGAACAUUAUACAAUAUUGCAAGGAAAACAACGAGCAGUUUGUGGAUGACUCGUUUCCGCCAGCCCCGAAAAGUCUUUAUUACAAUCCGCACUCGUCGGUGGAGACGAAUCCGGUUGUGCAGUGGCGACGGCCGCACGCGAUAACCUGCGAUGGUGGGAACUGCCAUACGUGGACGGUGUUCCGUACGCCGCUGCCGAGUGAUAUCUGCCAGGGUGUGCUGGGCAACUGUUGGCUGCUCAGUGCGCUGGCCGUUCUAGCCGAGAGGGAAGACCUGGUCCGGAAUGUGCUAGUUACCAAAGAAAUAAGUCAGCAGGGCGUGUACCAGGUGCGGUUGUGCAAGGACGGCAAGUGGACAACGGUCAUCGUGGAUGAUUUGCUGCCGUGUGACAAGAAGGGCAAUCUGGUGUACUCCCAGGCGAAGCGUAGACAGCUGUGGGUACCGAUAAUCGAGAAAGCGGUCGCCAAGGUUCACGGUUGUUACGAAGCCCUAGUGUCGGGACGUGCCAUUGAAGGACUUGCAACGCUCACCGGAGCACCUUGCGAGAGCAUUCCGCUGCAACCGAGCUCAAUUACACUUCCCAGUGAGGACGAGCUGGACAAGGAUCUCAUAUGGGCCCAGCUGCUCAGUUCCCGGAUGGCGCAGUUCCUGAUGGGUGCCAGCUGCGGCGGUGGAAACAUGAAGGUCGACGAAGCUGAAUACCAAAGCAAAGGACUUCGACCUCGGCACGCAUAUUCGGUGCUGGACGUGAAAGACAUUCAAGGACAUCGGCUGCUGAAGCUUCGCAACCCGUGGGGCCAUUUCUCCUGGCAGGGUGAUUGGUCGGAUGUUUCCGAGUGUUGGUCCGACGAGCUGCGUAAUAUUCUCAUCCCGCACGGUGGUUCCGAGGGUGUGUUUUGGAUUUCCUUCGAGGACGUCUUGAAGUACUUUGAUUGCAUCGAUAUUUGUAAAGUGCGCAGCGGGUGGAGCGAGGUGCGACUGCUGGGGACGCUGCAACCGCUUUGCGCCACUUCCUGUGUGCUGCUGACGGCGCUGGAACCGACCGAAGCCGAAUUCACGCUCUUUCAGGAAGGUCAACGAAACUCGGAAAAGUCCCAGCGCUCUCAGCUGGACCUUUGCAUAGCAGUAUUCAGAACGCGAAACUCGGAAAACUCCAAAGUGGGUCGCCUGGUCGAGCACAGCAAGAGACAAGUACGCGGAUUUGUCGGCUGCCAUAAGAUGCUCGAGCGGGAUCUGUACAUUUUGGUGUGUCUCGCGUUCAACCAUUGGCAUACGGGAAUUGAAGAUCCGUCGCUUUAUCCACAGUGUGUUCUGGCGCUGCACAGUUCGAAAAAUCUGUUCGUCGAACGAAUAGCACCUCCGCCGUAUCUCCUGGCGGACGCCAUUAUAAGCCUUACCCUAACCAAAGGUCAGCGCCACGAAGGUCGUGAAGGCAUGACUACCUUCUACCUGACCAAAGGUUGGGCCGGUCUGGUGGUUAUGGUGGAGAACCGCCACGAAAAAAAGUGGAUCCACGUCAAGUGUGACUGCCAGGAGAGCUACAACGUGGUCUCGACGCGCGGCGAACUCGUCACGAUCGAUUCGGUGCCGCCGAUGCAGCGACAGGUCGUGAUCGUGCUGACGCAGCUCGAGGGCAGCGGAGGUUUCAGCAUCGCGCACCGGCUCACCCAUAGACUGGCCAAUUCCAGCGGACUGCACGACUGGGGCCCACCAUCGGCCACCCAUUGUCCACCUAUUGAUAACGUGACUGACCUGCACGCACCACGUAUGAUAGUAUAGUUAAAUGCAAAGUGAAAAACCAAUUCAAGCAAGAUAACAAGAAAAAAAACAGACACAACAAAAAAAAUUGUAACGACAUUCUUGUGGCGAGGAGAUGUUAUGUUUAUAUUUAGUCAUUGUCAUUUCGCGGUAUGUACUGUUUUCCCCCCCAGAAUGAGAAGAAACCCGGAGAUUACUUAGCAAAAAUGUGAGA
Molecule: messenger RNA, 2197 nt
Organism: Culex quinquefasciatus (southern house mosquito)
Lineage: Eukaryota; Metazoa; Arthropoda; Insecta; Diptera; Culicidae
Gene: sol
Product: calpain-D
Exons: 1
Coding region: 178-2004 (608 amino acids)
Biological process (GO): proteolysis
Cellular component (GO): cytoplasm
Molecular function (GO): calcium-dependent cysteine-type endopeptidase activity
Source: RefSeq, a predicted model, not a curated record